AUGGCUUCAAGGUUACUUCGUGGAACUGGAGCAUUGGCCGCUCAGGCCUUGAGGGCCCGCAGUCCCAGUGGGGUCGCCGUCGUGCGCUCGAUGGCGUCUGGAGGUGGUGUGCCUACCGAGGGUGAUCAGGCGCCAGGGCUGGAGCGGGAGGUCAUGACGGCUGCUGGGAAAGGCCAGGAUCCAUACAAUAUGCUUGCUGCAAAGGCAGCUGCAGACACUAAGGAAGAUCCUGAUUUAGUUCCCUCCAUCACCAAUAAGCGAACAGUAGGCUGCAUCUGUGAAGACAACAGUGCUGGGAUCUGGAUUUGGCUACACAAAGGUGAUCCUAACUCUGGGAUCCAUUGCAAGCUGGUGCCCCACCAGUUAGCUCACUGA
This is a messenger RNA of Elephantulus edwardii (Cape elephant shrew), 375 nucleotides long. RefSeq names its product cytochrome c oxidase subunit 5B, mitochondrial-like. Gene Ontology annotation, cellular component: mitochondrial envelope. Lineage: Eukaryota; Metazoa; Chordata; Mammalia; Macroscelidea; Macroscelididae. Gene Ontology annotation, biological process: mitochondrial electron transport, cytochrome c to oxygen. Bases 1 to 375 code for a protein of 124 amino acids. The transcript has a single exon. The record is from RefSeq and is a predicted model, not a curated record.